AUGGGGCCCCCUCAGGCCCCGCAGGAGAUUUUCGGCCUCACCACCACGACCUUUAGAGACGUGGAUGAGGCUCAGAGAGGGCGAGAAGCUUGCCCAAGGCUGCACAGCCAGAGACGGGUUCUAAAUGAAACUGACGCUGCCUGCGGAUGCGACUUCCUCUUCCUACAGAGAGCUCUGAGCCCUCAGGCACUACGGAGCAAGCUCGUGGUCGCCGGGAGGGGGUACUCCUGCCGGUGUUUACUGCCCCAGCCGGGGACACGCGGCGGCGCUAGCCCGCAUGACUGGUCCGCUCGUCCCAAGAGGAGGCAGAGCGAAGACUCGAGGCGGUGCCCGUUAGGGACGCGCUGCCCGGGGCUUAUGGGCUUUUUCUUGGGGACUGUACCCGCCGGGCUGGGGAGCGGAAAGGCUCGGGGAUUUUGCACACUGCAAGGAACUGUUGGGUUUAAACUAAAAAUACCCGCCCGCCCGCAGCUGUCACUCCAGGGCCCCCGCCCCCGGCGCGCCUCCCCAGGUCCCCUUGACUUUCGGCGACUCCGAUCCCCAGGGGACGUGCCAGGGCUGGGCGGGGGACUGAGGACCCGACCCUCCCAGCCCCCGGCCCGGCCACCCAGCCCCGGCACCCAGCCCCGAGCCACUUACCCGGCCGGGAGCGUGCGGGAGCGCGGCGCCGCGGGCAGUGCUGGCCGAGCCGCCCUCCUCCUCCCUGCGUCCCGGGCGGCUCCGGAGCGGGGCGGGGCCGGGGCGGGGCCCGGACACUCGCCCCCGCCCCGCCCAGUCCCCUCCGGACCCGCCGCGGGAGCCGCCCCGGGCCCCGCCACCUCGGCGGGUGGGAGAAGGACGAUCCUGGCUCUGCCCUCUUGGCAAAGGGCCGAGGAGCCCGGCCUCAGCCCGGUGGGCACCCCAUCGCGGACCCCCUCCCCCGGGGCAGGGGGGGAGCGCUGUCGUGGGGGCUCCGCACCCUCACCCCUGUCACCCCUGGCCCCGGGCCCACAACUGCCCUCUCCGCUCAGUAGCUUCCCCGAGCCUCGGCACCCCCCCCGCGCCUGCCUCGGCCCGGGUCUCAUCCUCGGGGAUGGCACGGAGCUGCCUCUACUCAGGGGGAAGUUGGAUCUGGGGAGUUCCUCUGUGUGUCCCGCCUUGGGGAGGGGGCUAGGGGCCUGGAGGGUCUUGCCCUCUCAGAGCCCAAGUGGGGACAAAAGAAGGGGCACCCUUCCCGGAGGCGCGAAAUCCAAGGAGGAAGUGACACCUAUCAGCCAGCCUGAGAGUGGAGGCGCCCCAUCCGGCCCCUCCCACCCCACAGUCCCCGGAGCCACCACGCAAGGCAUCUUCAGGCCCCAGGCUCGGAUGGGAGAUCCCCAGGAUGCCAAGCGGAGGACAUGGGGGCGGAGGCCCAUUCAGGCCUUGGACUACCCGCCACCACAGCGCUGAGCUUUGCCCGCGUAAUUACAGGUUUGCAUGAUCGGUUCCGCCUCCUUUGGAUGGGGCUGGGAGCCUCACGAAGGCUACAACUUGCAGAACUCUGUACCACGUGGACUCCGCUCUUCACAAUUUAGCUGUGGUUACGCCCAUUUUGCAGAUAAGGAGUGAAGUAGCUGCUCCAAAUCUCCAGCAACCCGGAGGGUGCUUUCCUCUUUGGUUCCUUAGUGAGGCUGGCAGUUUGAUGAAUAAAUCAGCAUAGAAAUUAGUGUCCAAAGAGAGAUUAAAUUAGGAGUGCCUGUUGUGGCGCAGUGGAAACGAAUCUGGCUAGUAUCCAAGAGGAUGGCCCUGGCCUUGCUCAUUGCAUGAACUGUGGUGUGGGCGGCAGAC
Sus scrofa (pig) is the source of this 1806-nucleotide messenger RNA. The record is from RefSeq and is a predicted model, not a curated record. Lineage: Eukaryota; Metazoa; Chordata; Mammalia; Artiodactyla; Suidae.